Fusarium pseudograminearum CS3096 is the source of this 231-nucleotide messenger RNA. RefSeq lists its product as uncharacterized. The transcript is spliced from 2 exons. Bases 1 to 231 code for a protein of 76 amino acids. The record is from RefSeq and is a predicted model, not a curated record. NCBI's taxonomy places the organism in Eukaryota, Fungi, Ascomycota, Sordariomycetes, Hypocreales, Nectriaceae.
AUGUACUCUCCAACUAAGCUCUUCAUCGCCGUCAUGGCCCUCACUACCUUCGCCACGGCCAGCCCCGUCGCCGAGAAGAGCGACACCCAAAGCCUCGAGGCUCGUGGUAGCUGCUUCGGAUACGCCAACUACGCGGCAUGUGCUUCUGCUCGUCGUCGAUCUUGCCCUCAUGGCGCUGGUCAGAACCAGUGCUUUACUGCCGCCUCGCGUGCUUGCCAGCAGAACUGCUAA